Messenger RNA from Angiostrongylus costaricensis, 1010 nucleotides. The record is from the annotation of a GenBank genome assembly. Lineage: Eukaryota; Metazoa; Nematoda; Chromadorea; Rhabditida; Metastrongylidae.
UAAAGCCUAUGUCGCUAUACGACUCGUCGCUACUCGACCAAUUUCUGCCUCAGUACUAUAAACGAAUAUUUCCGUUUAAGCCAUAUGUAAAAUGGUUGUGCUACAAUCGAAAACCUGAGGAGUACUUUGCGAAACGUGAGUUUGCAUUCAUUUUGGAGGGAGAUGUGCACCUUCGUUAUCGUAGUUUCGAUAAUCAGGCCGAAUUCGAAAAUGAGUUGUGCAAGAUCAGUCCUCAUAAGCUGGAUAUUGGAGCGUUCUAUUCGCAUAAGCCCAAGGACAAUAAGAAACAUUCAGAUUUCAAGGCACUUGAGAGGGAACUUGUCUUCGACAUCGAUCUAACUGAUUAUGGCAGUGUUCGAAAGUGCUGCUCGUGGGUGCCAUUGGUUGUUACUUCAGGAUUUGUAGUAUCAGAUUUCAGGGAAGCAAAAGUAUGUGAAAAGUGUUGGCGUUUCAUUUCCGUUGCCGUUCAAGUGCUUGAUAAACUACUAGAAGGUGAUUCUACUUGUGCACCUGGUUCCAAUAUUCAGCAUUUUGGAUUCACAGCACGAAUGUGGGUGUUUUCCGGUCGACGUGGUGUGCAUUGUUGGGUCGGGGACGAAAAAGCAAGGAAGUUAACAAAUGCUGGACGUUCUGCAGUUGCUGAGUAUCUAUCUCUGAUCGUAGUUUUGGAGCAGGGAUGGCUAGAACUCGAGGCAGCACUCUCAAUCCUGAAACAUUGCGAAGAUCCUGAACUAAGGGCCACUCUUCAUUCCCAGUUCGAAGAGUGGGUAGCGUCUCUAGUAACGUUCACUACAUCAGCAAAAGUAACAAGCGAUCUUGGUAAAAAUUUCCUUCGUUGGUUCGUCUUAUGGCAUACGUACCCUCGUUUGGAUGUCAAUGUAUCCACAGGACUAAAUCAUCUGCUUAAGUCGCCGUUUUGUAUACACCCGAAAACGGGGAAUGUUGCCGUCCCUCUUGAUGUGGGCAAAAUUAGUCAGUUUGACGUAUCAACGUGUCCACGUAUCGAGUGA